Closterium sp. Yama58-4 is the source of this 702-nucleotide messenger RNA. NCBI's taxonomy places the organism in Eukaryota, Viridiplantae, Streptophyta, Zygnematophyceae, Desmidiales, Closteriaceae. The record is from the annotation of a GenBank genome assembly.
AUGUCGCUGGAUCAUCUCGCGCCGCCAGUCGCGCCGCUGCUGAUUCGGCUCCUGAUAUUUGUCUUAACCUGCGCGGUUCGAGGAGCGGCAGCGGCUCCUGUGAUUCUUGACGCCGGUCAAAGAUACGCUCUGGAGAAGAUUUUUAGUGCGUCGCCCGCCAUGGUGGUGGAGGAGGACUACAGCUGCACCCCGGGGGAAUCCUCUCUCAUCGUUUGCAACGCCAGGGGCGCUGUGUCUCAGCUGUCGCUCUACUCCAUGACUGAGCUGCCUUCCGAGAUUCUCCGACUGUCACGCCUGGAGUCACUUGUACUCACUUCUCCCUCCCUUCUCUACUCCUCCCUCCUCUCUACUCCCUCCCUUCUCUACUCCCUCCCUUCUCUACUCCCUCCCUUCUCUACUCCCUCCCUUCUCUACUCCCUCCCUUCUCUACUCCCUCCCUUCUCUACUCCCUCCCUUCUCUACUCCCUCCCUUCUCUACUCCCUCCCUUCUCUACUCCCUCCCUUCUCUACUCCCUCCCUUCUCUCUCCCUCCCUUCUCUUCUCCCUCCCUUCUCUUCUCCUUCCCUUCUCUUCUCCCUCCCUUCUCUUCUCUCCUUCCCUUCUCUUCUCCUUCCCUUCUCUUCUCCUCUCCUUCCCUUCUCUUCUCUCUUCUCUUCUCCCUUCCUUCUCUUCUCCCUCCCUUCUCUCUUCGCUGCGGUUUGA